Scleropages formosus (Asian bonytongue) is the source of this 1338-nucleotide messenger RNA. RefSeq names its product eukaryotic translation initiation factor 6 (gene eif6). The transcript has 7 exons. NCBI's taxonomy places the organism in Eukaryota, Metazoa, Chordata, Actinopteri, Osteoglossiformes, Osteoglossidae. Bases 129 to 866 code for a protein of 245 amino acids. The record is from RefSeq and is a predicted model, not a curated record. Gene Ontology annotation, molecular function: ribosome binding. Gene Ontology annotation, biological process: cytosolic ribosome assembly.
UACGUGAUGACGUAACGUGACGAAGACGUAGACACGUGGGGGAAGGAAGCUGUUUCGUACUCGGAAGGCCGAUUUUUUAGACAGAGACCAGACGGACUGCCCGGCGAUACGAGAGUACGGGAAUCAUCAUGGCCGUGAGAACAUCCUUCGAGAAGAACAACGAGAUCGGCUGCUUCGCCAAACUCACCAAUUCGUAUUGUCUCGUGGGCAUCGGAGGCUCGGAGAACUUCUACAGUGUUUUCGAAGGGGAGCUCUCAGAAGCCAUCCCUGUAGUCCAUGCAUCGAUAGCAGGAUGCCGUAUAAUUGGAAGAAUGUGUGUGGGGAACAGACAUGGGCUUCUGGUGCCCAACAACACGACUGACCAGGAGCUUCAGCACAUUCGGAACAGCCUUCCUGACUCAGUGAGAAUCCAGCGUGUGGAGGAGCGUCUGUCAGCCCUGGGCAAUGUCAUUGCCUGCAAUGAUUAUGUGGCUCUGGUGCAUCCAGACCUUGACAGGGAGACAGAGGAAAUUCUGGCAGACAAUUUAAAGGUGGAGGUGUUCCGGCAAACGGUGGCAGGGCAGGUCUUGGUAGGCAGUUACUGUACCUUCAGCAACCAGGGGGGGCUGGUGCAUCCCAAGACCUCGAUAGAAGACCAAGAUGAGCUGUCGUCACUGCUGCAGGUGCCACUGGUGGCAGGAACAGUAAACCGUGGUAGCGAGGUAAUAGCUGCAGGCUUGGUGGUCAAUGACUGGUGUGCUUUCUGUGGGCUGGACACCACCAGCACGGAGCUGUCAGUCAUCGAGAGUGUGUUCCGACUGAGCGAGGCCCAGCCUAGCGCCAUUGCCACAACCAUGCGGGAUUCGCUCAUUGACAGCCUCACAUAAGAAUUCCCUUUUGCUCCUGGAUGUGUGCUGGUUUGAGAUUUCCACACCAGUAACGGGGAAAUGGAGCCUAUGAAGAGGAUAUACAAUAUUUUACACAUUAUUUUCAAAUGGUUGAACAACUUCAGACAGUGUUUUGUUUAUGGUGUCUGUGGGACAAAACAAAGCACUAUGACAGUUUAACAUCAUGUGAUUCAAAUUCUUGGCUGCCAUUUUCAUGUAUAGAAAUGACUAAUUAACUUGGCACAUGCUUUUAGCCCAGCAUCCACAAGAAAUAGUUAUCUUUUGUGAAAAUGUAUGGAAGUGUCCUUAAAAGCUGUCUUCUGUCCAUUGCGGGUUCAGAGACAAGAUCAUGAACAUAACGCUGAUAAAACUGAUCUACAGUGAGAACUGAAAUCGGACAAAUUUUCUGUAAGCAAAUGUAGUUUGUUUUCCAGAUGUAUGUUCCCUUAAAUAAAUCCCUGCAUGGUGAAAA